AUGCUGGCAGUUUGCACAGCCAAUAAAGAUUGGCAAUAUGGUAAUUACACUGGCUCGGGUUUUUACAAUGGCUCAUACCACCUCAAUAAGACCAAAGGACCCAACAAGAUCGUAGUUGGUGGAUCGGAAAAUUGGCAUUUCGGAUUUAACUACACAGAUUGGGCUUUGAAGAAUGGUCCAAUUUACAUCAAGGAUACUCUAGUUUUCAAGUAUGAACCACCAAGUGACACCAUACGUCCUCACAGUGUGUACUUGUUCCAAGACUUUCAGAGCUUCUUGAAUUGUGACUUAAGCCGAGCAAGAAUGGUGGGAAAUCAGACACGAGGUGGCGGAGACGGCUUUGAGUUUGUGCUCCAGAGGUGGUGGCCUUACUACUUCGCUUGCGGCGAACACAAUGGUUUACACUGUAAGGACGGGCUUAUGAGGUUCCCCGUCUUCCCAAUGUUUCGCGGCUGGCAUUACUGAUCGAUUAA
This is a messenger RNA of Malus domestica (apple), 473 nucleotides long. RefSeq lists its product as uncharacterized. The record is from RefSeq and is a predicted model, not a curated record. Lineage: Eukaryota; Viridiplantae; Streptophyta; Magnoliopsida; Rosales; Rosaceae. Gene Ontology annotation, molecular function: electron transfer activity.